Messenger RNA from Schizophyllum commune H4-8, 768 nucleotides. RefSeq names its product glycoside hydrolase family 114 protein. The transcript is spliced from 6 exons. NCBI's taxonomy places the organism in Eukaryota, Fungi, Basidiomycota, Agaricomycetes, Agaricales, Schizophyllaceae. The record is from RefSeq and is a predicted model, not a curated record. Bases 1 to 768 code for a protein of 255 amino acids.
AUGCGGACCUCUGUUGCUUCUGGUCUCGCCCUCGCCGCUGCGGCGCGCGCGGUGGACUUGUUCCCCGUUAACGGGAAUGUGGACUACCAGCUUGGCGAUGCGUACACCCCGCCCUCGGGCACGCAGAUCGUCAGCAGGGACCACACCGCGGAUCCUGCGGAUGGGAUCUACAACAUCUGCUACAUCAAUGCGUUCCAGACGCAGGCGGAGGAUGCGGAUUGGUGGAAGAGCAACCAUGACGAUGUCCUGCUCCGCGAUGGAGGCGACUACUACGAGGACCCGGACUGGCCGGGCGAGCUGCUCUUGGACACCACCACUGCUGCGAAGCGCGACGAGAUCGCAGGCGUGAUGAAGGGCUACAUCGACGACUGUGUGUCUAAGGGCUUCAACGCCGUCGAGGCGGACAAUCUGGACACAUUCACGCGCACGGAUCUGCUGACGCAGGACGGCAACUUUGCGCUGGCGAAAACGCUUGCGGACUAUGCACACUCGCAUAACCUGGCGUUCGGCCAGAAGAAUGCAGCGGAGUACAGCAAGGACGCGAAGGCGGCUGUUGGCUUCGAUUUCGCAGUCACGGAGGAGUGCCAGGAGUGGACCGAGUGCGACGACUACACCGACGUCUACGGGCAGUACGUCAUCGAGAUCGAGUACGAGAAGGCGCAAUUCGACGACGCCUGCAGCGAGCGUGGCGACCAGCUCCCUAUCGUCUACCGCGACAAGAACCUCGUGGGCCCUAGCAAGUCCGCCUACAAGUUCCAGGCGUGCUAA